Molecule: messenger RNA, 10607 nt
Organism: Ooceraea biroi (clonal raider ant)
Lineage: Eukaryota; Metazoa; Arthropoda; Insecta; Hymenoptera; Formicidae
Gene: ash1
Product: histone-lysine N-methyltransferase ash1
Biological process (GO): regulation of DNA-templated transcription
Cellular component (GO): nucleoplasm; nucleus
Molecular function (GO): histone H3K4 methyltransferase activity; chromatin binding; protein binding
Source: RefSeq, a predicted model, not a curated record
CGGCGCUAGUGUCGCGCGCCCUGGCGGCGAACAGUAGUGUCGCGAAACGCGAUGCGCGGAUCUUGGUGCAUGUCGCGCGAGACCCACGCGAGUCUACCUGACGCGAGGUACCGGGAAAACCCGCGAUAAUCGGCGCAACGUGCGCCCGGUGCAACCGUCGUCGUUGGUACGUUACGCGAGUGACGCACCUGCUCGCGCUCGCACACGCACGAACGGACGAGACCAGUGCACGCCGCGCACAGUGCCAGAACGUCGCCGUGAAACGCCAUUUUGUGAUCGUGCCGAGCGGGACGUAAACAUCGGACUUUCCAAUCGUGUUCGUCGCCGCGGCAAGGCACCCCGUCGACGUCGUCGUCGCCGGUGCGUGUUCCCCGUAGCCCAACCAGACUGCCCCGGGCGAGCCUGACAGUCGCCGUGACGCAACGCCGUCCCGUGUCGAGCCAACGCGGUGACAUUUCGCGCCAAAUCCGCGAGACGUCGAGACGCACACCUGGCGCAGCGCGCGACGAGAAACAGCUGUCGUCGCGCCGUGAAUCGGCGCAACGGUGUCGGCGUCGCCACCGCGAUUUCCACGCCGCCCAGCCACCAGGUAAAUGCAUCGAGAUCGCGACGCGUUCAGGUGCAAGCCGCUGCUCGAGGAUCGCGCGUUUCAGCUGGAACUGGCCCCGAAAGUGGAGGUGCGUCGUGUUUCGAUUUCACGCGAGCGUUACGUAUACCUUGUUUACGCGUGACGCGUCACUCGCAGGCGACCACGAAAUUUCGACACACUGCACGGACAGCACGGUUCUUCACUGCUUGUUGCUCACUCGAACGUUUGAAAAUUUGAACAUUUUGUUGCUGUGUCUUGAGUGUGCACCAACUUACAUAAUUGUACAUUUGAACAACUGAAAUCAUUACUGUUCGGGGGUGUAUGUGGGAAGAUUACAGCAGAGAGCAGAAGCUAACUGCUGAACGCAACUUGCCUGCUGUGACGGAAAUGACAUUGGCGACCGUUCGUGAAUAAAUUCCUUAUAAGCCGAGGCUUGAAGAUAUGCGCUUUGUUAUUGUGAAAAGGCUUGAUGAAUGAACAAAAAUAUAAGGAAUGGUAUUCUAUUCAAUUCAGCUGGAUGUCAGAUAAGCUGAAAAAUGUCUGGUGAUUCAGGAUGGAGCGCCGUUAUUCAUCGUCCUUCGGAUUUAGAACUGCAGAAUUGGAAUUGGGAAGAAAACGAUGGGGAGCAAGAGAAGGAACUCCCCUCGACUGUUGAUAUGGAUGCCAUAAAAGGUGGUGGUAGCUGGGAUCCUGCUACUGAACCUAAUGGAACAGAUUCGAUCGACUCCGAAGAAGAUUCUGAUUCCGACGACGAAAGCUCUGGUGGAAGCGAGGGUAGUUGCUCCUAUUCAGAUUCCAAUUCAGAGUCAGACGACGAAAGCAGCGGCGACGAAGAGGAUAGUGGAUCUAAUUCAGACUGUUCCUCUGAACACAGUGAACAAACGUUUUCCAUUCAAGAAACUAACUUUGAACAAGGUGCAUUGAAAUUGAAAAUUACCAUGAAAGGUCCAAAAAAGGAGGAUUCCGAGAAGGUCAAAUGUGAAAAGAACAGGAGAAAUGUUACGAAGAAGCCUAAGGCCAAUCUUGGGAAUAAGUCCUCAGAAUGUAGUAGCGAAGAUUCGGAUUCAUCUGCGGGCCACGUGCCGUCACAGCAAGCGCAGCAGCAACAGUCGCAGCACCAUCAUCACGCACCGCUGCAGGAAAUCAAUCAGGAGGACCUGACGGCGAUCUUGCCCGCGCAAGAGCAAGAAGACGCGCCCUUCGAUGGAUUCGAGGACUCUGAGAGCGGACGGCUAGUGUCGAAGGCGAUCGAGCGCAUGUCGCUCAGCGCGGACUCGGACCUGAGCGAGAACGGCGAUCAGAACCCCGUACCUGUGUACAGCUCCACUUUGCUGCAGCAGUUUGUCGAGAAGACUGCCAUGCUGUCGGAACCGCGGAAAAGGCGCAGUAAGUGCGGCAAGAAGUCGAACAACGACAGCGAGUAUCCCUGCGUGUCGAAUGUGUCGCCCGACUCCGGCAUUCAAUCGGUGGACAACAGUCCAUUGCACCUGGCGGUGAGUCCCGUCAGUCCUCCGGUGCCGACCCAAUCUCCGAUUCAGCCGUCGGUCGUCACGAAACCGGCGGUGAACGUCGACCGAGUUCUCUACCCUCCCAAACGGAAACCCGGCAGACCGGCGAAGGCGGUGUCCACGCAACCGCGGGGACCCGGCAGGCCGCGUUUAAGGCCGGAAAUCGUCGAAAAGAUCGAGAAGAUUGAAAAAGCGGAGAAGGAGAAGAACGAAUCUCUAAAAAGCCUGAAGAAUCCUGACUCCCGAUUAACGGAGAAGAAGGAACCUGUGAAGGAAUCGAGCAUGAAAAGCGUAAAGGAGGACGCGUCCUCGCUGAAGAAGCGCAACGCGAAAACGGUCGCAUCGAGGGAGGAGAAGGUGCAGAAUGCUGCGCUUCCCGCGAGUAAAAGGGUGAAAGGUAAGUCGACGGCGCACCAGAAGAAACUGCGCUACGACAACUCGAUGAAACCGUCGCAGAAAACGAUGAUGAAGAAGGGGACGAUGGGGACGAGUUCUCAGAUGCGAGUCAAGUGCCUAAGUAGAUCGAGCGCGAGCAAGCUCGUGCCGCAGUGCGACGGCAGGAGCUGCAGGAAAGUCAGGCAGGACAGAACGUACGUGCCUAACAAGACCACGGUCCCGUUAACGCGACAGAAACAGAGUUCCUGCGAGCAUCAGGUCUCCGGCGAUCAAAAGACGUCGAGCGUCGGUAAGAGAACGGGAUCGAAGGAGAACAGGAGCAACGCGACUACCACCGUGUCCAGGAAACAGAAUCCGACGAAGAAGACCGCGCCACCAACCACCAGGCGUAUCCUGAAGGAGAACAAGUGCAACAGGAAAGCGACUGCGGCGAACUUCGAGACUAACGGUGUGGGCGUGCAGACGUUGAUAUCGCUGCCAGUCGGCGACAUAUUGAAGGCGGAGAACGUGGAACGCGCGUCUAACAAGUGCGACAAGGCGACGCAGCCGACGCAGCACAAUCAUUGCCACAAACAUCAUCACCACAAGCACCGGCGGAGACUACUCGCGCCACCGAAAGAUCCUAUCCGCGCUAAUCCGUGCAUCGUCCAGGACCUGGAGAGCCUGGUUGAUCAGUUUAUGAGAUUGUGCAGCCUGGGGAGAAACAGCACUAGCACCAAUCAUUCCGAACUGCCGCAGAUCUUCCGCGUGAAGAAGCUCACGAAGAAGAGAAAGGGUGGCGACGUCAGCGCGAGUGACGAUCAGAAGCUAAAGCGACGCUUGAAAAAGGAGAAGGGACUGGCGGGCGCGGAUUCCAAGAGUAGCGCGAACACGAGCACGAGUUCCAAUCCGAAUGAGCAACGGCUGCCGCUGAAGAAGCGCCACUAUCACGUGUCGAGUCCGCACAGCUCACAGAGCUCGAACGCGAGCUGCGCGGACGCGAACGCGAAUGAAUCCAACUGCACGGAAAGCCAUAUAGAGGAGGCGAUCGAGGCUACUAUCACGAGAUACGGCGGCGGCAGCUCAACGUCCUCCGUUCACGAUGAGGAGGCCCUGCCGGUGACGCCCAAGAAGAGGCCCAGGGACGCCGAGAACGCGCCACCUGAGAAGCAGGCCAGUGACGAAGAUAAAUCCGCUGCUCAGACGGAAAUUCAGCCGCGCCGGAAGAAGAAGAUCGUUAAAGAUCUUCGCGUUACCGUGACAAAGUUACCAUCCGAGAGCCACGCUUUCGACAAGGGCGACAAGUCGGAAAAGUCGGCGGACAAGAGUUCUAAAAUCGCCACGGAAAAAUGUAGCAAGAUGGAAAAGAUAGUUGCGGAAAAGUCAAUGAAGACCGAUAAAACGCAGUCGAACGACAAGGCAGACGUCGAACAUGUUCGUGCGGAAAAGACCAUAAAGACCGAUUCGGACAUGCACGUGUCCGAAACGUUGGAUGACGAUGAAAAACCCGUCACCGAGAAGAAAGUAGCUCAGAUCGGUAAUUCGAGCGUGCCAAAUCUCAUGAGUAAUAGCGCGACGACUAACACCACGAGGAAGAAGAUGCGAAGACGGAAAACCAUCAAUCGCACGGGCUUUCCCACCUUGAAGAAAAAGAAGAAGAAGCCCACUGAUUCUACCGCAGUGACGAAAUCGACGGUAUCGAGUGGCGCUAAUGGAAUGUGCAAGGAUCAGGCUGCACCGGAAGACGUGGAGGAUAAUAAAGCGUCUCUGAUGGAGAACGAAGCUCGGGAUGCUCUCGUCGGAAACAACGAGCAAGUCCGAGGCGACACGAAGAACCUGGACAAUUCCAGUACGGUUCAAGAGACGUCCAGUCGAAGUGGCUCGGAUGAGGUAAUCGAGUCUUGUCCGGGCCAGCUACGGGUUCGUAAGGAUCUCGUAGAGUCCGACAGCAGCGUGUUGUCCGAGAAGCUGUACUCGAGUCCAGUUAAGUACGAGAAGAUACCGGAUUGUCGCAUCUACGACGAGAACGCAUCGCUGGAGGUGUCUCUCGAGCGUUACAAUCAGAGCCAACGCAUCGCGGAACUGAACGAGGAGAACCUGAGGAAGUUGGAGCGUGCGAACGCUCAGGCGGCGGUGAACGUCAAGAUGGAGCUGUCUGGCUGCUUCAACAAUAAUCACAAGAGACGAAGAGGUUCGACCAGCCCCUCGAACUUGUACGGGAGAGGUGCGAAGAGAUUGAGAAGCGCGGGUUACGACACCGAGAGUGAAGCACCGCCUAGCAGCGAUGUAGCUAGCGAGGAUCAAGAGCUUAGCAGCAGAAAGCCUGCAGAUCCCGGACACAAUCGGAAGAAGCAGUCGAGGUGGAAGAAGCGAUAUUUACAGGCCAGAGGCAUAUUGUUCUCCGAGUACAAGAAAGACCUCGAGUCUAAGAAGAUGGUCGGCGCCGAUGCCAAGAGGAAACUCAUCGUCUGCGGCAAUGAUGAGCAUUACGCCGCGGAACAAUUGCCGGGCAUCAUACCGACCGGCAAACUCCUGCGGCAGAGAAAAACACCGUUUCAACUGCAGUACGAUUUAUUGUGGCUACACUCUCAGUCGAGGCUACCUGGUCGGGAUUUGGUGCCAUCGUGGAACUACAAAAAAAUUCGAACGAAUAUUUAUUACGACGUUAAACCGACUACCGUCUACGAGGCGCAAGCCUGUGAAUGCAAACAAGAGAGCGGUUGUGGAGACGAUUGUAUUAAUCGCAUGGUGUUCAGUGAGUGCUCGCCGCAGCUGUGCCCAUGCAAUGAUAAGUGCGAGAAUCAGAAGAUUCAAAAGCACGAAUGGUCACCAGGAUUACAAAGGUUUAUGACAGAGGACAAGGGAUGGGGAGUGAGGACGCAACAGGCUAUUAAAUCCGGAGACUUUAUUCUUGAAUACGUAGGUGAAGUCGUGUCGGAGAGGGAAUUUAAAUCGAGAAUGGCAACCAGGUAUGCCAAUGAUACUCAUCACUACUGCUUACACUUGGACGGUGGAUUGGUGAUCGAUGGUCAUCGCAUGGGUGGUGACGGGAGAUUCGUGAAUCAUUCAUGCGAGCCGAAUUGCGAGAUGCAGAAGUGGAGCGUUCUCGGGUUGCCACGCAUGGCGUUGUUCGCCUCGAGGGACAUCAAGCCGGGCGAGGAGCUGACGUACGAUUACAAUUUCGCGCUUUUCAAUCCAUCGGAGGGGCAACAGUGUAGAUGCGGUAGCAGUGCCUGUAGAGGUGUCAUAGGUGGAAAGAGUCAAAGGGUGGCCAGAAACCUAUCCGUUCUACCGUCGCAAGUGGAGCCUGCCGAGAGGAGAUCGGUCGGCAGGCCGCGGAAGAACAUCCGCAAAUCGAACGCCAUACAAUCGGCCAAUUCCAAGAACAUUUGCAAGUCGCGUAAAGUAGGAGACCCGAUUCUAACGCACAACACGCCGCAACUGAAACCGAUGUCUUAUCAGCAACGAUGUUUCGCGCGCGAACAUCACUGCUUCCUGCUGAGGAAUCUGGAGAAGGUGCGGCGGCUAAAGUCGGCGUCGGUCCAACAGAUCCAGGUGCAGAACGGAAAGGCGAAGUUCGGUAACGUGAGCGCCGCGAAGGAAAAGGGCUCCGGAGACUCCAAGGCGCAAUCCGACGCAUUUUUCUCGCAAUUAACCGCGCUGACAAACACGAACGCGCGAACCGUGCGAACGCGUAGGCUCGCACAGGCACAGGACGAUCCAGAGAUGCAUAAGACUGCAAAAUUAGCUAAGGUGUUAAAAGAUUUGUACACAAUCGUUGCGACGGCAAACGAUGAAAAUGGUCAGCCAUUGUGCACUCCAUUCAUGACGUUACCCUCGAAAAAGAAAUUGCCCGAUUACUACGAGAAAAUCACAGAACCGGUCGACCUGAGCACGAUAGAUCAGUGCAUCGGCACCGGUCACUACAAGACUGCGGAGCACUUUGACCACGAUUUGAUAAGGCUGUUCGACAACAACGUGAGAUUCUUCGGGAGAACGUCCGAAAUUGGUAUCGCGGCGGCGAGACUCCGCAAGUUGUACUUGGGAAGUAAGCCUGAUUUCGUGAACGCUAUUACGGAGGCGACGGGUUCUCCGCCAUCUCAGGGCUUCCUGCCACCUCGCGGUUCCACGGCCGGAGAGGAGGACGUAAUCCGGUGUAUUUGCGGACUGCACAGGGACGAGGGCCUGAUGAUUCAGUGCGAGCGUUGUCUCGUUUGGCAGCACUGCGACUGCGUUAAAGCGGACACGAGUGUCGAGUCCUACCUGUGUGAGAGAUGCCAGCCUCGUGAAGUCGAUCUGGAGAUCCCGCUGGAAGGCGAGGAGGAAGAAGAGGACAAGAAGCACUACGUAACCCUGUUGCGAGGCGACCUGCAGCUCCGACAAGGCGACACGGUCUACGUUUUAAGAGACACGCCCGACAAACACACGUAUAAAACCAUACAGAAGCCUGACUACGAGCAGAUGGACAUUUUCAGAAUCGAACGUCUCUGGAAAAAUCCCGAAGGUGAACGGUUUGUGUUCGGGCACCAUUACCUGAGGCCUCACGAGACAUAUCACGAACCGACGCGCAAGUUCUACGUGAACGAAGUCGUGUGUGCGCCGUUGUACGAGGCCGUCCCCUGCGAUCUUGUGGCCGAGCGUUGCUGGGUACUGGAUCCUCAUACUUUCUGCAAAGGGCGUCCUGUCGGGUCCACUCCCGAGCACACUUACGUGUGCGAGUAUCGUGUCGAUCGCGCGGCACGGCUAUUCACGAAGGUGGCCAGAGCGAGGCAUGCGGUGUGCACGAAGCCUUACGCGUUUGAAACCUUCCCGCAACGCAUCAAGCAUUACCGCACCUAUUUGCCUCACAGCCUGGAUGGCAUCAAGAUGUCCAAGGACAAGAAGAAGAGUAGCAAUCAAGAAUUAGAUCAAAAUCCAAAGUUGGAAUCCGGUGAUAACGUGAAGGCGCACAGCAAGGAGCAUAGAUGCGGUAGCAGAACACGGCGACGGUCGGGCGAAAUUUUAACGAUCGCACCGUCCGCAUCGUCGUACGCUCAGAGGGAGGAACAGAGAAAGAAGCUGAACGGCAUUCUGCUGAACCUGUUGCAGAAAAUGCCGAACAAGAAAGAUCCGUUAGAUCUGUCGUUCCUUUUGGAAAGGAACAGGCGGAACCGGAAAAGACCCGGUGGACUUAAUCCGUGACAGUGGGUAAUAUCACAACGAUAAUAUCGUACUGUAUAUAAUCUAGAGCUACUGUUAAUUCCAAUCUCAGUCAGAUUAAUAGGCUAGUUGGUCAGUCCAAUCAUUAAAAAAAAAAAACAAAAGUUGAUUCAACUGUAUGGAUCAAGAUAAAGAUAACUGUAUGGAUCACUGUACAUCCCCCUUUUCGACGACGAAAGCGUAAGAGAGAGCAACUUUCCUGUUCGUACAACCCGUCCAUUGAUGUAAUGAUUCGUCGUAAUCGGGAAUAACGUUUGUUUAGGCUAGACUAUCGAUCAAUGCUUUUUUUUUGUACAAUUUAUCUUUCGUUUCGUUUAUUUUUAGAAAGGUCUCUAUCGUGAACUAGAUCUUUGUCAUCAUCAUCAUAUUAUUUCGGUUUGUUCCCAAUUUUUUGAUUAGCAGUCAGGAAGUAGGCACUGUUGCUUUUACGCCAGGAGUCAUGUCGCAAGCAAUUUGUAGGUACUUGAAAAUAAGGUACAUUAGACUUUAUUUUGCGAGUAGGGUAUUAAAAUAGGGAAGAAAGCUACAAGGGUAAACGAUUCUCCCGAGUUGGGCUAUUAUAUUAAUGUAAUUCGCGGACCUGUAUAGAAGAUCGUUUGUACAUUUUUUUCAUAGUUAAUAUAGCUAAAUGUACAAAUUACACGUUACAUGGGAUAAGGAUUGCCGAGGGAGAAUAAACGUGUUAUACCAGUGCGAGUGCGAGAAACAAACAAACGGAGGAAACAAAAAAAAAUGUGCGCGUGUGCUGUGUAUGCGAUGCUUUAUUGCACAGAAGUAAUAUUAUAUUUUUCAUAAUCCCAGCGCGUUAUUUGAAUCGAGUGUAACAUACUUUCUUCACUUUACGAAAGGACCUUGACUAAUAUUUAAUUUAUUGAUAUUGAAUUAUAUAUUGUAGUCGUACGUGACCGGAUGGGUCGCAGUGAUUCCAAAAUUGUACAUAUGUACUCAGGACUCCAUAUUUAUUAUUGCAUUACACAGUAUGGUAGAUACAUGUUACGACAAAUAUGUUACAUAUGAAUCUUCUUACCCCUUUCUUUUCGUAUUAGAUUACUUGAUACAUUAGAUUUUAUUUUUAUGAUAACUUUUGCUAUUAUAAUUUAGGACGUAAGACGAAAGUGUCUGUUAACGCAUUUACUGCCAUGACGAUCACCGAUAACCGACAUGCAAUAAACGAAUUAAGACACGUGAAUAAUAUUAUAACACGCAAUUUACACAUCUACAAUUUAUAUUGUAGAUAAUAACUAUCUGAUAACAACAGAAGCCAUAAGGGACAAAAUACAUUUGUAAACAACUUUAUAUUUUUAUUUAUGAGAAUUAAAGUGGAAAUGAUUAUAAACGUUAUUUAUAAAAUAUUAUUUAUGAAUAUAUUACAGUGAAUCGUAAUAAUUCAGUUAGAGUGAAUGGAGACUCAGCUGAAUUGCGCUUGGCAGUGAAUGUGUUAAAGGAGGAUUUGUGUAUGUUGGCGGUAAAAUUAACACACAAGUUAUUUAUUUUAUUUAAUCAGAGCGCAGGUUUUUUUUCUUUAAUUAAGUGCUUGCCAUUUUUAUGUGGUAUAUUGGCAAUGGUACCAUUCGGAUAUUUAUUAUAUUGUGUAAUUCAAAAAUAAAAAAAGGGGAGCUGGCCUUCUACGUAAGCUGAUAUAUCAUGAUGAAAUAGCACGAUGUGCGAGCUGUUUUCGAAACGAGUUUAAAACAUGCCGAUCCAACGUUACGUUGACUUCAAAUGGAUUAUAAAAAUGUCAAACAGAUCAUCGCAUUUUUUCAUGACAUACAGUUGCAUCAUUUCAUUCGCAAUUAUUUUUGCGCGAAUCUUUAUCUGUUCAACGCAUGCAAAAUGCAACUUAUCUGUAUCAUGUUGAUAUUGAAAACAACGUUGGCACAAUGUCGAUUUAUUCUGAAAUAUUAUUUAGCAUCUUGAAUGAGUUUUGUUAUUACGUAUGAAUAUAUUCUAUAUUCAUAUAUUAAUAUAUUGAGAUAUUUUUAAUGGAAAAUUGUUUCAUUGAUUAUAUGUAUAUAUAUAUUUCUAUAUAUUUCUACUUGCUUUUCUACUUACUCAUUCAUACGAUUAUUAUACAUGGUGUAUAAAAGUAACAUUCAUCUACAUGCGUAGAUGGACAAAUCUCUUUUUCUACUACUGUAAUAAUGGCAUUAACAAUGUAGCGACAUGUGUAACAAUAAUUUUAACCAAAUAUUGUUUAUUGAAACCAUGUUAUACUAUGAUGCAUAAAUUAUAUUAUUAAACAUUUUCGUACAAUAUCUCACCAUAUUGUAUAUUAUCUUUAAAGAAGAUGGUACAGUUUGUAAUUGUACAGGCAAACAGUUUAUUAAAUAUAUUCGGUUUUAUAUAUAUAUAUAUAUAUAUAUAUAUAUAUAUCAAUUCAUUGUUAUUCGGCAAGAAUCAACGAAAUUGUUUGAAAUAUAACGUUUCGCAAUGAAAUGAUCAGUAUUUCCAUACUAAAGAUCAGUAAAGUUCGAUUAUUGAUUUUUCGCGUUUGAAAUAUCUUUCGUCUUACGUUUACUGAGAACCAUUAUAAUCACAAAAAGUACGACAUUGUAAUUUUUACAUGUUAUGUUAAGCGACUUUAUUUUCUCUUUCUACAACAUCAUCAUUAAUCGUCGUUUGAAUUGUCAUAUAUAUAUAUUCACACACACAUAUAUAUAGACACGUAUUAAUGCAACGUACGAUGCAUUAGCGGCACUCUUCAGCUCGAUCAUUUAUAACAGUAGCAAUUGUAAUAACUUGUCCCUUUCUGAGUUUGCUUAUAUAAUUAACACUAUUAUGACACACUUACAUAUAAUCAAAAGAAAUCGCAGAAAAAAAAAGAAACGAUUGUUGCGACGACAGCUUUCAAAACUACUCUCAUGUAGUGCAUGUACAGAUAAUAUCAUUGUAUUGUAUUCUGAUGAACAUAAAUAUACACGUGAAAAGUUUCCUUA